Dracunculus medinensis (Guinea worm) is the source of this 939-nucleotide messenger RNA. Lineage: Eukaryota; Metazoa; Nematoda; Chromadorea; Rhabditida; Dracunculidae. The record is from the annotation of a GenBank genome assembly.
AUGAGUAAUAUAACACAAUUGUUAUUAAAAGAUGAGCAAAAUUUCAUCGAUGUUGCAAAACUUACAUUUUACGCAUCGACAACAAUUACACUUGAAUCUGCGUUUGCACUUUUUAUAAAUCUUUAUUUAUUAAGUUGUUCACAUUAUUUGCGUAAACCAAUAAAAAUGAAUUUGCGGCUUUGUAUAAAUUUAACAGCUGCAAACGCUGCAUGUGCAUUUUUCUACAUGAUAAGCAAUCUAAUAAAUGUUAUCAUACCGACGAUUAAUGGCAAUAAUCAAAUUGUAUCGCAUUGUAUUUCAUUGUUAGUCGAGUGCUUGAAAAUUUCAAUGUUUUUUGCUUCAUUGUUUAUAUUAUUGGCAUUGGCAAUUAAUCACUAUGUUGGAAUUAUAUAUCCAUUUUAUAGAAUUUUACUAUUUUUGGCAUAUAUAGUACCAAUUUUAUUUUUUAUAAGUUUAUAUUCAAUAAUGCCUGGUGGUUUUCGCAACAAAGAAGCGUUUGGAUUUUUAACUCUCAAGGGAUGCGUUGGGGCUAAUAUUAUGUCGAAAUUCUUUGUUCGCUUGAUAACCGUCAUACCUUUUAUACUUUUUGUUGCAAUUAUUGUUUCUCUAUAUAUUCACAUCGUCAUUCACAUGAAAAAGGUUAUUUCGAUGGGAAAUUUUAUUCACGUUAUGAAAUUGAUAAUUGAUGCUUUUAUAUAUGCUAGUCGAUUGGUUGAAAUAAGAUAUUCAACGUGGAUAUUUAAAAUAAAGUUGAAAUCAUUAUUAACCGGUAAAAGACAAAAUGAAGACGUUUUACCCAACGAAUUUACGAAAUAUGUAAAUGAAACGAUAGAAAAUAAUGAAAAUCAUCGAAAUAUUUAUACGAGGGAAGCAAAUCCACUAACGGGGCGGAAAAGUUUUAUUGGCGAUAUCAAGGAAGCACCAAAUUGCGAUUUUUAA